AUUGGAACGCACAGUCCGAUUUGAACAGUUGUCAGGGAACGACGGAUCUCCGCUUUUUUUUGUUGUCUUGGCUGGUCAGCGCAACUUGCGCAUUGUUUCGAUUGGUAGAUUUGGAGCCUUCGCCCGCUGGUGUGCUGUGCAGUAGAAUUUGUGUUUUGAAAGAGGAAGAUCCAGUUUGCCGAAGAACAAGUCCAGAACCAGGGCACGGAUCCAGUGGUCAGUGGUGUGAACUUUAAGCGAAUCAUUGAGUCUGAUUUUUCGACACAAAAAAGAAAGGAAAAGGAGAGCGAAGAAAAAUAUCGUAGCUGCGGGAGUUAGCCGCUUUUUGAGAAGUGUUCUGACCAGAGAAGAAUUUUUUCCAAGUGUUAGGAAAACUUUUGGUGGUGAAAUUGGUACUUUGGCCUAGCGUAUCAUUAGCUGCUGGAAGCGAAUGCUGAUCUACAUCUGCUAGCGGGAAGAAGUUCAAGUUCAAAGUGAUACCGACAGAACGUGAAAAUGAAGUUAUUUUUAGUGAUAUACGUUUUAUCGACGUUCGUACUUAGCAUACAAUGCCGGCCUCAGGCAGUGCAAGCUGCUGUCGAGCAUCGUACCGCGUCGGACGUUCUGAAGUUGCCGUUCUACGGUGGGGCUCGGGGACAAAUUUUGGAGAUCCGUAAGAACUCCGAUGGGACGGUGGUGAGCAAGAUCCUCCGCGGAGACGAUGACGAUAUGGAACUGAAGGUGCACCAGAUCGUCGAUGAGCUAAAGAACAACGAGGAAAUUUUGGCGGAGGAUGAUGAUCUCCGGGCGGCGGAUCAAUCGUUCGGUGAUUAUCUGCUGAACAUCCAGAAAGCUGCUGCUUCACUGGUGACGCUGCAGGAGCAGGUGAAGAAAACCGGAAAAUUAUCGACCGAUCAGAAGAAAAUAUAUGCCGAAAAUCUGGAGAAGCUCGGUGUGGCCGCUCAGAAGUUGGCUCACGUGCAACAGCAGGAUGAUGAUCAUGAUGCGAUCAAAUUUUUGUUCGACUCUCAGUUUGAUCAAUCGCAAAGUGCUGCUGAUGCUCAGAAAAAGAAAACCACGUACAAGAUCACUUCGUUCCCGGGCUACAAGGGAAAGGAGGAAGAACAGCACCACAAGAAGAAGGAGGAAGAGGAAAAUGUCGGCGAAGAGGACGGCUCGGCAUCCCAGAGCGAUGAUAGUGUCCAGGUGAAUUCACCGGAAAAGGAAGCCUCGAUUGCGGAAGCAAAACCAGUUGGUCUUGCCAUCGCCGGCGAAGGGGGAGUCGCGUCAUCCAAGCCCGUGGCCACCGCCGUCGUUGGAGAUGGUGGUCUGGCCGUUGCUCGACCCGUGGCAACCGCAAUUGCCGGUAUCAAGCCAAGCGAACUCGGUUCCCUGGGGUUGCCAAUCACCUUCAACAAAAAACUUGUAACCAAAGGCAAAUAUGGUCUGGUCGCAGCGGAUCAAGACGUUCCGACGGGGCUACUGGUUGGGCCCGGUUUCCAAGAGGCUCGAGUAUCGCAGAACGAAAUCGAAGCCGAAAUCGAUGACGCACGUCAGCAAGCUAUUGGUCACAUGGAAACUCUGGUGCCGGCAUUCGAUACUGAAAAGUUUUUGGCUAAUUUGAGACUGAAAGCAAAGCAACAUCAACAGCUGCAAGAGCAACAGCAACAGUUACAGCAGCAGUUACAGCAGCAACAACAGCACCAAUCUCCUUUGACCGCACAAACUAUUCCCUACCAGCCACAAUCCGUUCUGACGCAGUCGUACCCCUUCAUCAACGAUUAUACCAGCGCUUCUCAAUUUCCGGUGUACAACCCUAGCUAUUCGCCAUACUACAGCUGGAAUCCGUACGUGGCCGCUUAUCAGAACCAACUGGCACUCCUGGCCGCUUAUCAACAGCAACAACAACAACAACAACAACAGCUGGCGUUUCAGUCCCAAUAUAAUCCGUACUUUUUCAGUGCAGCUGCUGCCCCACACUCCUUUCAGCAGUACGAAUAUCCUCAGCGGACUGCCUUCUAUUCCGCUCCAUCCGCCAUCACACCUGCCAGUGCCGCUGCCUACCCAAGCUAUUACAAUUAUCCAUCCUACUCAACCCCAUCGCCAUACAGAUUUUUCUACUAUUAGUCUGCUCAUCAGCAAUCCGGCUACUGGAGAGCCGUACGUUCUAAGGAUCAGCUCGAAUGGGAAGUAAAACAAAAAGACUUGAAACUCAUUCCACCCCGUCGAUGUUGAUUGCCAUCUGUCAUAAAUACUCAACAUACAAACAAACAAAUAAAUAAACAACAUAAUCAAACAAACAAAACACUAUUAUAUACAAUCAGCCAAUAUACGGAAGGAUCACUUUUGUAGAUCAUCCUGAUGAUAACCCUUACGUUGUGAACAGGGUAUUGAUUGGUGAAGAUCUACGAGACCCCGGGGAGCUGACUAAUUUCCGAGGCAAAACAUCGAUGGGAUGCGUGCAGGCGCUUGUGGAAUUCGAAAUGAUACAAAUAGAUUUAGGUUGCUUUCCCAACGAAAUGACAAAUUUGGUGAAAUAAAAUUAAACACAAAUAAGAAAAUAGCGUCUAGUUUGUAAGAUCUUAUGAUCUAAGGUUUAGAAAAUAGAAAAGUUAAUAAAAUUGUG
Malaya genurostris is the source of this 2605-nucleotide messenger RNA. RefSeq names its product putative mediator of RNA polymerase II transcription subunit 12. The coding region runs from base 496 to 2106 and encodes 536 amino acids. NCBI's taxonomy places the organism in Eukaryota, Metazoa, Arthropoda, Insecta, Diptera, Culicidae. The record is from RefSeq and is a predicted model, not a curated record. The transcript is spliced from 5 exons.